Molecule: messenger RNA, 4635 nt
Organism: Antechinus flavipes (yellow-footed antechinus)
Lineage: Eukaryota; Metazoa; Chordata; Mammalia; Dasyuromorphia; Dasyuridae
Gene: ALDH1L1
Product: aldehyde dehydrogenase 1 family member L1
Exons: 23
Coding region: 318-3026 (902 amino acids)
Biological process (GO): one-carbon metabolic process; biosynthetic process; 10-formyltetrahydrofolate catabolic process
Cellular component (GO): cytoplasm
Molecular function (GO): aldehyde dehydrogenase (NAD+) activity; formyltetrahydrofolate dehydrogenase activity
Source: RefSeq, a predicted model, not a curated record
AGUUUUCCUGGGUUUUCCUCCGGAGUUUUACGGCGUCCUUCUUGUAAGGUUAAGCUUUAACUACCUAUAAAAGGAGCCUGGAACUCGGGCUAGCACAGCAGCGUUUAUAAAUAGACUCCACCCUCCAGCCACCCACCUCCCCUGUGCCAGCCCAUCGACUGCGCCCGGGCGGCGGGGACAAGGCACUUCGGGGCUGUCUGCAGGGAGGCCCCCGGCUGGGACAGUGCUGGUGCUCUCCGCCUGCCUCGGACCCCCUCCGCCCGGCGGCUGCCCGCGGGAGACGUCUCCUAUCGUCCUCCAGGUCUAUAGCCACUGCCAUGAGGAUUGCUAUCAUUGGUCAGAGCCUCUUUGGCCAGGAGGUCUAUUCCCGACUCCGGAAGGAAGGCCAUCAGGUGGUGGGCGUAUUCACCAUUCCGGACAAGGAUGGAAAAGCCGAUCCACUGGCCCUAGAGGCAGAGAAGGACCACGUGCCAGUGUUUAAGUUUCCCCGAUGGAGGAUGAAAGGGAAGGCUCUGCCAGAGGUGGUGGAGCAAUACAAGGCUGUGGGAGCCCAGCUGAACGUCCUGCCCUUCUGCAGCCAGUUCAUCCCCAUGGAGGUCAUCAAUGCACCUGAACAUGGCUCCAUCAUCUACCACCCAUCGCUCCUGCCCCGACAUCGUGGAGCUUCCGCUAUUAACUGGACCUUGAUUCAUGGGGAUCAGAAAGGAGGUUUUACUGUAUUCUGGGCAGAUGAUGGCUUGGACACAGGAGACAUCCUGCUCCAGAAGGAGUGUGAAGUUCUACCUGAUGACACCGUGAGCUCACUCUACAAUCGAUUCCUCUUCCCUGAAGGGGUCAAUGGAAUGGUGGAGGCCGUAAAAUUAAUCACUGAAGGCAAAGCCCCCAAAAUACCUCAAACUGAAGAGGGGGCAACUUAUGAAGGCAUACAGAAGAAGGAAAAUGCCAAGAUCAACUGGGACCAGCCAGCGGAAGCUAUCCACAACUGGAUUCGGGGAAAUGACAAGGUUCCUGGAGCCUGGACGGAGGCUAAUGGGCAGAGACUGACAUUUUUUGGAUCAACCCUUAACGACAAUGGUCUUGUGCCAGAGGGAGAGACAUUGGAGAUUCCAGGAGCAAGUCGGCCAGGCGUUGUCACCAAAACGGGCCUUGUUCUCUUUGGAAAUGAUGGCAAAAUGCUGGUGGUGAAAAACAUACAGCUUGAAGAUGGCAAAAUGAUCCCAGCAUCUAAUUUCUUCAAAUCAGCAGAUAGUAGCACCCUAGAGCUGACUGAAGAGGAGAUGGUCACUGCAGAGGCCAUUCGGGAUGCUUGGCAGAGGAUUUUGCCCAAUGUCGCCGAGAUCGAAAGCUCCACUGAUUUCUUCAAAUCUGGCGCAGCAUCUGUAGAUGUUGUGAGGCUUGUAGAAGAAGUGAAACUGCAAUGUAAUGGCCUGGAAUUAGAGAAUGAAGAUGUGUACAUGGCAACUACCUUUGGGGACUUCAUUCAGAUGCUGAUUAGGAAACUGAGAGGGGAAGAUGGAGAAGAAGAACAAGCUAUAGACUAUGUGGAGAAAUCCAUCAACAACCUGACCAUCCGAAUGCCUCACCAGCUCUUCAUCAAGGGGAAGUUUGUGGAUGCUGAAGGAGAUAAGACCUAUGAAACCAUCAACCCAACAGAUGGGACUGCCAUCUGCAAAGUGUCACUCGCCCAGCUCUCUGAUGUCGACCAGGCCGUGGCCGCGGCCAAAGAUGCCUUUGAGAAUGGAGUGUGGGGGAAGAUAAAUGCCAGAGAUAGGGGACGACUUCUCUACAAAUUAGCCGAUCUCAUGGAGGAACAUCAGGAAGAGCUGGCAACUAUUGAGUCCAUCGACUCAGGCGCAGUAUACACGCUGGCCUUGAAGACACACGUGGGCAUGUCCAUCCAAACUUUCCGCUAUUUUGCAGGCUGGUGUGACAAAAUUCAGGGUACCACUAUCCCCAUUAACCAAGCAAGGCCUAAUCGCAACCUGACCUUCACCAAGAAAGAACCAGUUGGGGUCUGUGGCAUUGUCAUUCCCUGGAAUUAUCCCCUAAUGAUGCUCUCCUGGAAGACCGCCGCUUGCCUGGCGGCUGGGAACACUCUGGUCAUCAAGCCAGCCCAGGUGACACCUCUGACUGCCUUGAAAUUUGCCGAGCUGACCGUGAAAGCUGGCAUUCCCAAAGGGGUGGUGAACGUGCUUCCCGGAUCAGGUUCCUUAGUUGGGCAGAGGUUAUCAGAUCAUCCAGAUGUAAGGAAAAUUGGGUUCACAGGCUCCACGGAGAUUGGAAAACACAUCAUGAAGAGCUGUGCGCUAAGUAAUGUCAAAAAGGUUUCUCUGGAACUGGGAGGAAAAUCUCCCCUCAUCAUCUUUGCAGACUGUGAUCUGAACAAGGCUGUCCAAAUGGGGAUGAGUUCUGUUUUCUUCAAUAAAGGUGAAAAUUGCAUCGCAGCAGGACGCCUAUUCCUGGAAGAUUCAAUUCAUGACCAGUUUGUCCAGAAAGUGGUAGGAGAAGUAAAAAAGCUAAAAAUUGGUGAUCCUCUGGACCGGGCUACCAAUCAUGGACCUCAGAACCAUCAGGCCCAUUUACAAAAGCUGAUUGAAUACUGCCAGAAAGGAGUGAAAGAAGGAGCUACACUAGUCUAUGGAGGAAAACAAGUUCCGAGACCAGGGUUUUUCUUUGAACCGACCAUAUUUACCAAUGUGCAAGAUCACAUGUUUGUGGCCCAGGAAGAGUCUUUUGGACCCAUCAUGAUCAUCUCCAGGUUCCCUGAUGGGGAUAUUGAUGGAGUGCUGCAGCGUGCCAAUGCCACAGAAUUUGGACUGGCGUCUGGGGUCUUCACCCAGGAUAUUAACAAAGCCUUGUAUGUCAGUGAUAAACUUCAGGCGGGGACUGUGUUCAUCAACACCUACAACAAGACAGAUGUGGCCGCCCCAUUUGGCGGUUUCAAGCAGUCUGGAUUCGGGAAGGACUUAGGUGAGGCAGCUCUCAAUGAAUACCUGAAGAUCAAGACAGUCACUUUUGAAUACUGAAAAAGAAACUCAAAGUGAGGCAGAUCCAGCAGUGAGUGAAUCCCCUGCCUUCCCCUUCUCUCCCAUUCUUCCUAAUGUGAGAGCCGGGUCAGAGUUCCCUUGGAGGAGAAGACAAAGAAGAAAGGCUUUCAGUCACCUACAUAAUGUGAAAUCCUCCUUACCUCAUUUCUCCCUAUCCUGGGUCUUUCCUUUCUACUGGAGAAACACAACCCACCUUCCACACAGAAUCCUGCCCAAGUUCAGGGGACAAACUAAUAACUUGUUGGAAAUUGAAGGACUACCUGGCCCUUUCUCUUGAUUGGGAUGAAGGUUAAAAAGAAACUAGCCUCUUUCUACCCCAGGAGCAUCCUGCCUUCAAAGAGACCAGCCAACUAACAAUACUCAUCACUAAUGAACAUUUGGAUGUGAAGGGCAAAAACAUAUUGGGUGUAUGCUUUCCACUGGUAUUCACAUGGAGGCUAAUGGUCCCACAGAAGCAAUCACAGAAUUGGAGUGCUGAAAUUGAAAGGAUUAGAGCUGGAAGAACCCUAUAAAUAUAAAAUAUGGGAGAUAGAAGAACCCUUAAAACAGAAAAUGGGAGAUGGAAGAAACUCUAAAGUAUGGACUGCCAGAGCUGGAAGUCUCUAUGGCAUAGUUUCCAUAUCCCUACUCCUGAUUUUCUAGGUUUUCUCUAACCAUAUUCUGAGCAAUGAUUUAAUAAAACUAUUUGCAGUGUAUACUAUGUCAGAACUGGAGGACCUUAAAACAUAGAACAUUAAAUGGCCUCUAUUUUAGAGACCUUAAAGAUUACCUAUUCCAACCUUCUUAAUCUGUAGAUGAGGAGAUUGAGGCUUAAAAAAGGGAAGGGUCAUGCAAUGGGAGGUUAUUCCAAUUGAAACUUAAAGCCGCAUCUUCUGCUCACAUACUACCUCUUUUUCUGCUAUGUCAUUCGGCCUUCCUAGAAAUCCUUGCAAAAAUUAAUUAACCAAGAAGUCAUUUUUGAAUAUUUACUAUGUGCCCAACAUCAUUUGAAGCACUAAAGGAAAUACAGAAGAAGGAGAAUAUAUGAACUCUGCCCUCAGGAAACUUAUAAUAAAGAUGGAAAGACAAGAUUAAUACUUGAGAAACAACUAGAGGAUAACCAAAAUAGUAAGUUGUGUGGAUCAAAACUUAAGUGCUCCAUGUAAUCAAGAGAAGAAAAGAGGAGGGUAGACUGAAGGAAUCACUGAAAACUUUCUGGAAAGGCACAUCUUGCCAAUCCAUUGUUCAACACAAGAAAAUAACCACCUGAAAUGAAAAUGUAGUACUUUGCGGUCUUUUGUUGUCAUCAUCCAUAUCUAUGUGACAUUUCUAAAUCCAGAGGCUAGGGACCCCAUCUUUCCAGAUUGGAAAAUCUCUCUCUCUCUGUCUCUGAGUCUGUCUCUCUCUCUCUCUGUGUCUCUCUCUUUCUCUCUGUCUCUCUCUUUCUCUCUGUCUCUCUGUCAUCUUCUCUCAGAUUCUUUAGGCACGAUCUCAUUACUCAUCCUCUCAACCUUCUCUUAAGAAGCCUAUUCACAAAAACGUUAUCUAUCCCCACAGAAAGAACUAAUGGUAACUAAUGAUAAAUACAGCUAAAUACAGAUUGACACAA